Molecule: messenger RNA, 3385 nt
Organism: Xyrauchen texanus (razorback sucker)
Lineage: Eukaryota; Metazoa; Chordata; Actinopteri; Cypriniformes; Catostomidae
Gene: slc37a3
Product: solute carrier family 37 member 3
Exons: 15
Coding region: 125-1585 (486 amino acids)
Biological process (GO): transmembrane transport
Cellular component (GO): endoplasmic reticulum membrane
Molecular function (GO): transmembrane transporter activity
Source: RefSeq, a predicted model, not a curated record
UCGGCGUUUACGUUACAACUCACGUUUAUGGUCUGGGUUGUCUCGUCUUCAGAUCAUAUUUUAAUCGAUGUUGCAGUAGUGUACUGAAGAAUCCACCCCUCCAUCUUCAUCUGAGACCCCUAUAAUGUGCCCCUCCUACACCCAUCAUCAAUUGGUUGCCUUCCUCCUCACCUUCUUUAGUUAUGUCCUACUUCAUUCAUCACGUAAGACCUUCAGUAAUGUGAAAGUGAGUAUCUCUGCGCAGUGGACUCCAUCGCCAUGGCAACACAAUGGUAGCGCUCUGCCUUUAUCCCCUGUUGAGACAUGGGAGGAUAACAGGCUUUUUUCUGAUGCUGGAGAGGCUACGCUGUUCUUGGGCGCUCUGGACUCGAUCUUUCUAUUCUCUUACGCUGUAGGUCUCUAUAUCAGUGGGGUGAUCGGUGACCGGUUCAACCUCCGCUAUGUGCUCUCCUUUGGAUUAUGUGGAUCAGCUGUCACAGAGUUUGUAUUUGGCACUUUGACGGAGUGGCUGCAGUUUUAUAAUGUGUAUUUUUACUGCACUUUGUGGGUGAUGAAUGGACUUCUGCAGUCUGCUGUUUGGCCCAGUGUGGUGGCCAUUAUGGGCAACUGGUUUGGGAAAUCUGGCCGAGGAUUGGUGUUUGGACUGUGGAGUGCAUGUGCAUCAGUGGGGAAUAUUCUGGGUGCAUUUCUUGCAUCCAGUGUCCUCAAGUACGGCUAUGAGUAUGCGUUUCUGGUGACAUCAGUGGUGCAGUUUGCAGGGGGUGUAGUGGUGUUUUUCGGACUGCUCGCGUCCCCUAAAGAAAUUGGACAGAGUGACUCUGAGACGGAUCUGAUAUCAGUCGCAAGGGACUCAGACAGUCAACGUCCUCUGAUAAGUGAAGAUGAAGAUGAGUUAUGUGAAGAGUGCUCCACACAGCAGCAGGACGAAGAGCCGGAACAGCUCCAAGCCAUUGGCUUCAUCCAGGCCUUCUUUCUGCCCGGAGUCAUUCCUUAUUCUCUAGCAUAUGCAUGUCUGAAGUUGGUGAACUAUUCAUUCUUCUUUUGGCUGCCAUUUUAUCUGAGCAUCAACUUUGGCUGGAAAGAAGUUCAAGCUGACCGACUGUCUGUGUGGUAUGAUGUGGGCGGGAUUGUUGGAGGAACGAUGCUGGGCUUUGUCUCGGAUCUUCUGGGAAAGCGAGCUCCUGUGUUAGCAAUCAGUUUGCUGCUGGCCAUGGGAUCUUUAGUGGGAUACAGUCAUUCUCCAAAUAACCAGCUUAUGAAUGGAGCUCUACUAGCGAUAACAGGUUUUCUUAUUGGAGGCCCAUCAAACAUGAUCAGCUCAGCGAUCUCUGCAGAUUUGGGCCGACAGGAGGUGCUGCAGGGCAGUCAGGAAGCUUUGGCUACAGUAACCGGAAUAGUUGAUGGAACGGGCAGCAUUGGAGCUGCUGCGGGACAGUACCUGGUGUCGCUUAUUGAAAGCGAAUUAGGAUGGAUGUGUGUCUUCUAUUUCUUCAUCUUUAUGACUGGAGGCAGUGUGAUCUUCAUCAUCCCUCUCAUCAUCAGAGACAUGCGUUCCUUGUGCCAAGCUCGAACACAUCAGCUCUGAUAUGCUCGUGUCUUUUGUUGCCUGUUUGGAAUCUGAAUUGGAAAAAAAAACAACUGACCUUGUUGCUCCCAAAAUCCUAGCAUGAGGAAUGUUCAGUUUUCAUAAAAACAUCUUUUUUUAUAUAUAUAUCAGAUGAUCAGGUACAUUUAGUUUGGCUAUUCACUUUUUUUUCUUUUUAAAGACAUAUUUCCACCUCCUUGAAUCAACCUUUUAUGAACAGUCACAGUCCCUGAAUGGGCAUGGAUCACAAAUAAUUCUUAUUCUGGACUUUGCUCUGUUUUUAAGGUUAUUUAUUUUAAACAGUUUUGUUUUUUUAAUUGUAUUGAUAGAGGGCUGGACCCUCAUUCAGAGAGCUUUGAAAUCAUUAUGAUUGUAACCUGAUUGAACAGUCUGUUUUGCUUAAACUCAGGCCUACAUGAUGAGUCUUUAAAUGUAUCUUCUAAGGGGCAAUAAUUUAAGUGUUUGGGGUAUGUACUGAAUAUUAGAUUUAGACUAAAAAUUACACUGUUGCAAUCCACUGUCACUAACAUUAAGCAUUUUAUGACAGGUUUAAGAGUCCAUUUCAGCAACUGGAUGUUUUGAAUAGUGUUUCAAAGGGAACCUGUACAAAUAUGUCUUGGGGUUUCAUGUCCCCUGUGUCAUCCCCAUGAAUUGCACCAAUGACUACAGCAGAGACAUAAUUUCUGUAAAAUCUUUAUGACAAAGUCUGCGGUUGUGGUAAUGAGACCAUGGUAUCGUGAGUGAGUGAGUGAGUGAGUGAGUGAGUGAGUGAGUGAGUGAGUGAGUGAGUGAGUGAGUGAGUGAGUGUGUGUGUGUGUGUGUGUGUGUGUGUGUGUGUAUAGAGACAGAUAUAAGCGUGUAUAAAGUUAUACAUUGAUAUCUGUCAUUUUUUUUUAUAGCCAAUGUCCCAACCGCCACUGACACUGUUUUGGAAAAUUGGUAAAUGAUGUUAGCCAGCUAGCAGAGCUCAUCAUAGGCUUACCCAUUUUAUAUAAAGUACCAGUCUCAGCGGGCUAUUAUUUUAGUUUUUUGGCGAGGUAAUUUUGAGAAACCACACAUAUUUGUUACCCAAUAUACUAAUAAAAAUGUAAAAAUGCUGCGCUCAAAGUCACCAGAAUUGAAUGCUUUGAUGCCAUUUAAAAAUAAAAAAAUCUCACAGAAUGAUGCUGAUCCCCUCUACUAAAUAACAUAACCAUAUACUGUACUUUAUUAGGUUAACUAGUUUUGUAUUAAAUAAUGUGUUUGUAGCCGCCUCUGCAUAUAACUUAACAUCAUCCAAACACUACAUGUUGGGCUCCCCCUGCCUUUCAGACCAGGGUUGCACCCCUGGCUGUAGGAGUGUCUUCCUCAGGUCUUCGAUGUAAAUUAUAAACUGGAAUCAGGAAGGUGUGACCUUCUGUGUCACUGGAUUCCAUUAAAUUCCAAAUUCAAAUUUAAUAGUAUUGUCUCCAUUUGGUGCAAUUAUCAUUCUGGAUAUUUAUGGGAAGUUGACAAAAUGCUCACUGGGAUUCUGAAGUCAAAUAAACCCACCUAGCAAACACAAAACGUUUGUACAUCGUUUCACAAUGUUGCAUUUUGGUUGCAGUUACAUAGUGUUGCAGAACAACAUUUUAAAAACAUCCUAGAAACAACACCUGAAUAAGUUUUUAAAAUGUUGUUAAAAUACUCAUCUGGUAUGUAAGUAGCCACAAACCGUAAAUGUAAUGUGUUUUUAAUAUGAAAAUAAAACAAAAUGUCUGACUAAAAUUGCAGUUUGUUCUUGUGUUAAAAUAACGUUAUUUUACAUAUAAGACGUUUAAA